This is a messenger RNA of Theileria annulata, 552 nucleotides long. RefSeq lists its product as uncharacterized. Lineage: Eukaryota; Apicomplexa; Aconoidasida; Piroplasmida; Theileriidae. The coding region runs from base 1 to 552 and encodes 183 amino acids. The transcript has 6 exons. The record is from RefSeq and is a predicted model, not a curated record.
AUGGCAGAGGAUAAGCCCCUCAGCGAAGUGUAUAAAAAUGUAGUUUAUUCUGUGUCGGAUUUAUACUCUUACACCGAUCUCCAAAAGUUACUCGACUCAAAUACGAGAGCAGCUUUUAAAGAAAUCGGUCUUAAAAUCGAUAAUAAUGUCAUCUACUUCAGACUUGCUUUCUAUUUACUUCUGAACGCAGUCGGAGCCUACACCACCUUCUUCGUUCACGUAGAAAAGUCAAAAUUUUUGUUAAAGGUUAUGUUGAUUGUUUUUUUCUCUUUAUUUUCCGUCUAUAUCGCCUACGAUAAGGUUCUCCUAUGCAGAGCACAUUUUGUCGUAAAACUCAAAUAUGGGCAAGAGUUAAGAGGUUGGAAGGAACUUUUGAAAUUAGUACGUUAUAAAAGAAAGGGUCGAAAAAAUAGGACUGAAACAUACACAUUACCCCUAGGUGAUUUGUUUUUCUCAGACGGAGAGUGCGAUUAUGACCAUUUUGUAAAAUUAAUGGAGAAGCUCAAACCGACGCUUCUUAGUCUUGACAGAAAAACUAAAAAACAAGACUAA